Messenger RNA from Notodromas monacha, 658 nucleotides. The record is from the annotation of a GenBank genome assembly. NCBI's taxonomy places the organism in Eukaryota, Metazoa, Arthropoda, Ostracoda, Podocopida, Cyprididae.
GAUUAAUUCAAUGGAUUUGGGAAAGUUUUCAGGUUUAUCCAUAUCAUCCUUUCUUAAAGAAUUAAUAAGGUAUUAAUGCAUAAUUCAACUGACAUUCUGGCUACAUUUGCUCAAAAAGAUUCUACAGCAUACGAGGAAACCUUGACUUCAACUAAUCAUUAAAAAUAAAGUUAAAUCCAGAAUCUUUGAAGCCUGUGAAGGUUAUCCAAAAACCCCACAAUCUUAUUUAUUCAAUUACUCAGCUUCGUUUAAUCAUUUUACAAUGCGAUGCCCAGCAAGCAACUGAUAUGUCCUAAAUUUUGAAAAGAGACCUCCGGCAAAGGGGGGCGUUUGAUCGGUCCAACAAGGCCCGUGAUUGAAAGAGGCGACGCAGCGUAUUUCCCCCCCACACACACACAAACGACACCAGCAAAAACGAAGAAGGGGGCCUGGGCGUCAUCCGUCCCUGCCCCGGGAUCGCUCCCGAUCGCCACAACCCGCAAUCAAGGGGGGGAACCCGGGAUUCUACUCUCCUCAUCAUCGUCGCGCGAUGUGUAAUUUACGCCGCAGCCCGCGGGCUGCGAAAUGCAAACCCGUCUCCUCCUCUUAUUCUCGCCGCCCUCUGGCCCGUAAUAAAAUUAUACGCUUCGCGUCGGCGAAGCCACACACACUCCGACAC